Messenger RNA from Jaminaea rosea, 2692 nucleotides. RefSeq lists its product as hypothetical. The coding region runs from base 332 to 2452 and encodes 706 amino acids. The transcript has a single exon. Lineage: Eukaryota; Fungi; Basidiomycota; Exobasidiomycetes; Microstromatales. Gene Ontology annotation, biological process: attachment of mitotic spindle microtubules to kinetochore; spindle attachment to meiosis I kinetochore; kinetochore assembly. The record is from RefSeq and is a predicted model, not a curated record. Gene Ontology annotation, cellular component: kinetochore. Gene Ontology annotation, molecular function: centromeric DNA binding.
UCCAUUGCAGACUUGCAUUGCCCUCACUCCUGCUUGUUGUUUCUUGGAGCCUCGACGCGUCGCCGCCUCCGCCCUGGCACUCGACGAGCGGGCUGAGCAACUAGGAGCGGCUGCCCUGCAUCUCGUCUCGUCAACUCCUCCUCUUCCGCCCUCUACCAUCAUCGCACGCCAAAUUCCCCCUUCACACCAGUCACCACGGAAGCUUUGGCCCCUUGAGGCAUUGCUCAUCGCCCACGACAUCAUCUCAUCAAGGCGUCUUGCUACCUAGUCGCGCCUCCAGAGCGCAGGCAUACAUCCACCAAAACAAGCUUAGCAGCGCUCACUCGACGCAAUGGCAUCGACGCGCAGGUUCCACGGUCCUGGUGUCGGAGGGAGGACGGGCAUGAGGGUGAAUGAGGAUGUGCGCUCGAUCAGCGGCUAUCUCGAGGCAGGAAGAAGGGCAAUGGAUGAGCACGAUCAGAGCAGCUACGACGACGGUGGAAGCUACGAUGAGACGACCUACUCAACCAGAUCAAGAGGGUUCCCACAGGACUCCUCGUCCCUGUAUGCUGGCUCAUCACCGCGUACAAGCAGGCGGCAAAGCGGCAGAAGAGGCGAUGUGGGAAGCAGCAGUAUGGCUAUGGACCUCGAGAACAGCUACGCUCCGUCACCUCAGAGCAGAUCACGCUCAUCACGAUACCAAGAGGAUGUGCGCAGCGAGGGGGAGAGCGGCGACUCCGUGGUCGAUUACGGAGAGGCGGCGGAGGGGUAUGAUGAAGAUGGAUAUGAAGACGAUGCUGGUGGACGAUCCAGCCAUUCCAUCGGUCAGAAUCGAGGCAGGCCGAGCGGCAUGAGCGACCGAGGUCUCGACUCAAGACGCCAAUCCCGCUACGACAUGUCCGGUUCAGCUGCUCCGUACGACGACGAUGACCAAGGUCCAAUGGACGUGGCUGGCGGAGACAUGCCCAGCUUCAACAUCGACGACAGCGAAGGCGAGAGGGACUAUGGCGAUGGAGGAAUCAGCGUACAGGACGAGGAAGAGGACGAUCGAGAGCGACUCAGCGAGGAUCCAGAGGAGCCGCGACGCUUUGGCGACGACGACGACAAUGCCGGCGACUACAGCGAUGCGGCUUCGGCGGAAGAGGUUGAAGGCUUGGCUGAAGCCAUUGAGGAGGAGGACCAGGACGACCCACAACGCACGCCAACGCAAGCAAAGAGGGGAAAGGGUCGCCCACACAAGGAGGUUAGUGCGCCCUCCUCCGUGGGCAAAGGCAAGCCCGCAUCUCUAUCUCAGGCGGGCCACUUCGAAAGCGAGCGCGUCGCAUCCAGUCGCGGCCGAGCAGGUAGCGUCAUCGACGGCGACGUGCGCCGCUCAACGCGCCAUCGAUAUGCUCCCCUCGAGUACUGGCGCGGUGAACGGGCCAUCUACGGUCGUCCCUCUCUUCCAUCUUCUCGACCACAGCGUCGCCACGACUCAGCCGACGCGGAUGAGACCAUCGACGAGAAUGUCUUCGAAGAAGCGCCGAUCAAGACGUAUGCGGUACCCGUACUGCGCGAGAUCAUUCGUUACAGUCGCCCACCAGGAGAAGGCACAUUCACCGGUCUACGUCUGCCACGCAAGAAACCCGUCAAUCCGGACGGCACCACAAGGCCCGGCGGGCGAGGUCGGUCGCGCUCUGCCAAGCACAAGAUGAAGCGCAGCAAGACUGGAAGCGAGGGAGAGAGCGAUGAUGAAGAUGAGGAGCUCGACCCUACCGCAGCGACGCGCAAUCCCGAGGAUGGAUGGGACGACGAAACGGACCCUCACGGCACUGUGUGGGAUGCGGAUCGUCAAUGCGAGGUCGAGCGCCGCAUCGCCUGCCCCUACUCCCAGGUGCGGGCAAAACCAGCGACCAACUCGAGCUUCUCGUUCGAAAAGGUCUUUGGCGUCGACGAGUACAUGGCCUCUGGCAUCCUGGAAAUUCCGGUCGGCGGGUCCAAACCUACAAAGCCCACGAAGGACAACAACUACUCCUUCGCCAUCUGGCAGGGAGGGCUCGACAUCCGCGUCCAUCGCACCAUGUUCCGACUAGGCCCCGGAGGAAUGUUCAUGGUGCCGAAGGGCAACACCUACUCGAUUGAGAAUUGCAGCCAGCGCAAAGCGGUCAUCUGGUUUACACAGGCGCGCCAUCCCAAGGGACAGCCAACGAUCGAGGGGCCCAUCAUCCAGCGCUACGCCCCUUGGCCACAAACGGCGGGUGCCGCCGCGUUGGGGGAUACGACGGCUUCGCCUGCGACGAUCAAGAGGGAGAGGGCAGCAAGUGCCAAUGGGAUAGCGGGGUCGGCUGCUGAGGGCGGGCAAAGAAAGAAGCAAAAGAAACAAAAGCAGGUAAACGGAUCGCCAGGGUCGGAUGCCUCAGAUGCAGAGAUCGUGCCUGCCACCUCGUCGUCUGGGGCGGCAGGGAAGAAGAAGAAGACGAAGAAUCGCGCUUGACGACGACGCCGGCGAAAGCAGCGUCUUGACAACACUAGCGAAGCAGCCAGUCAUACCCCCUCGAGGUCGCACAGCGAACCCUCGCCCCGUCCACCUCUACCACCGACCAAGCUUGUCACCUCGAUUACACUUUCCGCAUCCGCUUCUAUCUCCUCGUCUACCGUUUCGUUUCGUUCCGUGUAUUGUCUCAUUGGCCUCGAUCGUGUAAACAAAAGCAAAAGGUUGAUAUUCGCAAGGUGC